AUGGCUGAAAUAACAACUGGACAAAGACCUUUUGAUGGUGAGCCAUUCGAUAUUGGUCUCUCAUUAAGGAUUUGCAACGGGUUGCGACCUGAAUUCGCACCAGGAACUCCAGAAUGCUACAUCAAACUAGCCAAUCAAUGUAUGGAUGAUGACCCUAAUGAAAGACCUGAUGUUGAAAAAAUUAAUGCAAGUAAAAAUACUAAUAAAAGCACAUAA
Molecule: messenger RNA, 216 nt
Organism: Cetraspora pellucida
Lineage: Eukaryota; Fungi; Glomeromycota; Glomeromycetes; Diversisporales; Gigasporaceae
Source: the annotation of a GenBank genome assembly